Messenger RNA from Leguminivora glycinivorella, 1861 nucleotides. RefSeq names its product opsin-2-like. The record is from RefSeq and is a predicted model, not a curated record. The transcript has 8 exons. Gene Ontology annotation, biological process: visual perception; G protein-coupled receptor signaling pathway. NCBI's taxonomy places the organism in Eukaryota, Metazoa, Arthropoda, Insecta, Lepidoptera, Tortricidae. Gene Ontology annotation, cellular component: membrane. Gene Ontology annotation, molecular function: G protein-coupled receptor activity. The coding region runs from base 60 to 1211 and encodes 383 amino acids.
CAUCAGAUCGGCAGCAGUCAGUCAGUGGGGUCUGAGGACUACCGAGGGCUGCUCACAGGAUGAUUGCGACACAAGCCAUGGACAACCAGACGGAGAGGAGUGAAUACGGCGCGUACUUCGCGCCGCUUAGGUCAAACGGCAUCGACGGCGUCGAGAUGCUCGGCGCCGGGCUGACGGGCGCGGACCUGGCCGCGGUGCCCGAGCACUGGCUCUCGUACCCCGCGCCCCCCGCCGCCGCACACACCGCGCUCUGCCUGCUCUACAUCUUCCUCACCGCCGCUGCUCUCAUUGGGAACGGUCUCGUCAUCUUCAUAUUCUCCACAACGAAAAGUCUUCGCACGCCCAGCAACCUUUUGAUAUUACAGCUGUCGAUAUUCGACUUCAUAAUGAUGGCGAAAGCACCUAUAUUCAUUUACAACAGUGCCAUGAGAGGCUUCGCGCUAGGGGAGCUCGGGUGCCAAAUAUUUGCUCUAAUGGGCGCCUACAGUGGAAUCGGGGCUUCAAUGACCAACGCUGUCAUCGCCUUCGAUAGACAUUCAACCAUAACACGACCUUUAGACGGCCGUCUAUCGAAAGGGAAGGUGCUUCUGCUGAUGGCGUUGGUUUGGAUCUACUGCACGCCAUGGGCUCUACUGCCGCUGCUUAAAAUCUGGGGCCGAUUUGUGCCAGAGGGCUACCUAACGUCCUGCACGUUCGACUACCUGACCAACACAUUUGACACGAAGCUGUUUGUGGGCUGCAUUUUCACAUGCAGCUAUGUAUUCCCCAUGUCUGCCAUCGUCUACUUCUACAGUGGCAUUGUCAAGCAAGUCUUCGCGCAUGAGGCUGCUUUAAGAGCACAGGCCAAGAAGAUGAACGUAGAAUCCCUGCGAUCGAACCAGCAAGCUAACGCCGAGUCCGCCGAAAUCCGGAUAGCCAAAGCUGCCCUCACAGUGUGCUUCCUCUUCGUCGCCUCGUGGACGCCGUACGGCAUCAUGUCGCUUAUCGGCGCGUUCGGGAACCAAGACUUGCUGACACCUGGGGUGACAAUGAUUCCCGCUGUGGCGUGUAAAGCUGUCGCGUGCAUAGAUCCCUGGGUUUACGCCAUCAGCCAUCCAAAAUACAGGCAAGAACUCCAGCGCCGCAUGCCUUGGCUACAAAUCAACGAGCCCGACGACACGGCGUCCACGGCCACCACGAACACUUCUGCACCACCUCCUGCUUCUGCUUAGCCUAAUUAAGAAAUAAUCUACUUGAUAAAGAUGAGAUAACAUUUUCGUUUAAUCGUCUGACCGCGGUCUUUACACCAGGGGUUUCCAAAAAGCAUAUCGCGGUCCAGAACCGGAGCGCUGUCCUAUUUAAUGAGGACCGCGUUUUGAUGUGCUGCCGCGCCGUCCGGGUCGCGGUGGUAAUUUUUUUAAUCGGACCCCUUUAUACCUCUUAAUCGGGGACCCCUACCUUACAUUAUAACCUGUUGCUCGAAUAGCGCAAAAAGUUUAUAAUAUAAAUCAUAGUUUGAUUUUGUACAUAAGUAAAUCAUAACUAUUUUCUACACAUGAUUUGAAGAAAAAAUCAAACAGGCUACUUAUUUAAUAAUUUACAUAGGUACCUAAGUAGUUAAUAGAAACAUUCGAAACCUUAUUUAUUUAACCUAAUUUUUUUUUUCGGAAUGGUAGAGCAUUUAAGUGACCCUGGCUAACACCGAUGGAUAACUGAUUAUAAUGACUAUAGCGAUUUUAAAAGGACUUCGAAAGGAAAACGUAUGUGCCUAUAAUUAAAAAAUGUGUAUCAUUAUUUUAGUAUUUGCAAACUUGCCACAGAUUGUGCCAGUAAUCUAAGUUUAUUAAUAAAUACAUAUAUUUGAGGUACAAUGUGGUAAAAA